Molecule: messenger RNA, 252 nt
Organism: Trichobilharzia szidati
Lineage: Eukaryota; Metazoa; Platyhelminthes; Trematoda; Strigeidida; Schistosomatidae
Source: the annotation of a GenBank genome assembly
AUGUCGGAAGUAGCGGUUUAUCCCGGUUCUCCAGAUGAAGCAGGGCUUAGUUCAUCACUUAAAUAUGAAAGGAGCCGAUAUAAUAACGCCAGUGUGUUUUUACCGAACACACCAAUUAUUAUUAAUAUUGUACAUUCUUGCGAGUCACAAUUUAUUGUCGGUGCAGAGUCCAUAGAAGAAGCGAAAAAUGAUUCUCUGGUCAGAAAACUUCCUGACGGAAGUUUAGUUCUCAGUAAUCAGAAUUCUUUUUAG